AUGCCUUUGCCUAAUAGCAUUCAAGGCACAUAUACGGUUCGAAGAAAUUUAGAAGUCCUAGAUAAUUUCAAGUCCAGAAAAGUUAAAGCCAAUUCUAUCUAUGGAGAGAGCCUACGGAAUAAAGAUGGUAUAGUCACUAUACUCGAUUUGGAUAGUCAAACGCCUAGUCUCUCCAUUCAGAAAAAUAAAGGUAAAUAUACCAUCUCUCUUGCCGAGACAACUUAUGUUUUUCCAUUAAUUGAUGAUGAACAUGAUGUCAGGCUUGUAACAGACGAUACUCUGCUUAUAACAGAAGACGGCUUAUCUGUUAAACCAGAGACACUCCUGCAACCUCUCUAUAGGGCUCCCGACUCACGAACAGUAAGCCUAAACAUUGAUGAUGAUGAACUAAAAGUUGAGGAUGAAAAAUUAACAGUCAUUCCUUAUAACUAUGAUUUUCCACUCUACAGGGAUGCCGAAUCAUGUACGGUUGGUUUACAAGCAGAUGAUACUUUGCUUAUAACUGAAAACGGUCUAUCGGUUAAUUUUCCUGAUCCUGAGACGCUGAAAAAGCCGUUGUAUCGUGACCAGAGCGGCCUUGGAAUCAAACUUCAUAAAAGUCUAAAGGUGAACAAUAAUGACGAAUUGGAAACUAACAUUCAGUCGGUACUAAAAGCAUUUGGCGCUCUGAAAUCGAGUUCAGGUGCGGAUACGUUGUUAGACAUCGGGUCUUCAUGGCUCGACUUUGGAUUCGAUAGUUUGACCGAAAUGACUGAUGUGUUAGGAGAAGUAGAUACCACAGCCAUUCGCCUAAUGGUAGAUAGUUCCACAUUCAGUCAAGCGGGUUCGAGAUUGUCCCUGAAAUCACCCGGAUAUGAACAAAUCAUGUAUGGGAACCUUACUUAUGGCUACUCGGGAAGUUCUUCAUUCACCUAUUCGUCCACGCUUCAGGAGUUGCGUGUACCCAAUGUAAAGUUAAGCGGAACAUUGCCUGCGAUUGGAGGUGGCUCGUAUGCUGUAAGUAAAGACUAUCUUUCGCAAUUUUAUCAAGGCUCUCAAACUGGAGCGAUUGCAGUGGGACCCGAGUUUAGUGGAAGACGUGAAAUCGGUGUGCUCGUUGAUAACCAAACAGUUCGAGUUGUAGGUAACCAGUUAACAGGUGGCUACAUUUUUCAGGACUUUAAUGGAGUGGCGGUUCGUCCUGGCACUACAAACGAUAUUAUGCUGUCUCUCAAAUGUGAGGCUGGCAGUUGUCUCCAAAUGGUCAAAGCAGAUACCAUUAAAGACGUACUGACUUGCAGCAAUGGUAUCGAGAGAGUACAGAAUGACCUUCAACUCGAUCUAAAAGUUGAUGCUAACAGCGGUUUGGCUAUGGUCAACAGGGGUACCAUACGGGAUAUCUUUACAGCCUCCCAAGGGGUCACCAGGAUGGGGAACGACUUCAGACUGAGUUUAACAGCACAGUCACCCGAUCUUACUCUAAACAAUGGUGUUCUGAGUUCAAACAUCGCUGCGGGAAUUGGACUGCAAAAAAAUGGUGCGAUUUUGUCAACAAACCUAAGAGGUAUCAAUGGAGUGCAAGUUAGCGGCGAUUUGAUUUCAUGUUCGAUUUCAGGAAGUGAUACUAUUCUUCGCGUAGGCAAUUCCUUAAGAGGUAAUUAUGUGGGCAGUACCAACUCAUAUGGAAGUAUUAUUGUUGUUGGAAAUACGAUUCAGUAUAACAUGAUUCCUCCUCAAUUCGUAAGUAACAGUCCAAAUCUCAUCAUUACAGGUUCGUAUCCGCUUUAUAACUUUACCCUCAUUGACCCUACGCCACUAUCGAAACAAAGGGAUACCGAUAAUACUGAACAGACUGAUACCGCAGAAGUGUUGAAAACGGAUGUUCCUGGAGGCAACGUAGUUGUCCUUAGUGGCUUAACACCGCUUACAGCAAUACCUUUCCCAGCGAUGGUAUCGCCGCCCUUGACAGUCCCUAUGGCUGUAAACUCCAUCCUCCCAAUCGUCUCAACGUUCCCUUGGGGAAUGAUUUUCGGAGGGUCACGCAAACACCCUGUUACCUUCAUGCCACCAUUGGAGCCAGGCUCUAACAUUGCAAUUGCUUCAGACCCUAUUGGAGGUUGUACUCGUCUCUUGUUUGAUACGCCUUCAUGUUAUCGAGGCAUCAAAUACGAAUACCCUCAGCAAGCAAUUAAUCUCUCGAUGUUAAGAGAUUACGACAAUGAUGUUAUCAAACCUUGGGUCGGAAGCCAGAUAACUAAUCUAACUUCAAAUAAUGUUACAUUUGGCGGCAAUAUCUCAGGGAAAGUCAUUACAGGAAGCAGAGUUCAAACGACCGCCUCUGUAGCAGGAGGCUCGUCUGUCUUUAUUUCAAAUAGUUUUGACGGUACAAAAUCGUCUUGGCUGGGUCUGGAUGGUUCUGGUUUUUUAGGGUACGCUAGUGAUGCUGCUACGUGGUUAGGAGCACAAGACAAGCCGAUUUACAUUUACGGACGGACAUCUAGUGCAGUAUCUCUGGGUCUAAGAGUGGACACAAAUGGUUCAUGCCUUGUUGGUAGUGACCUAACUGUCGGAGCCUCUUCUGUAAAUGGGUUACGUGCCCUUACCGUAAGCAAUGCAAGUACAGGGACGAAUGGAUGUAGUAUUCUUUAUCUUACGGCCUCAGGAGGUUCUGGAGUGAUGUUUUUGAACGGAAACAAUAGGAGUGUGGACGGAGGCAUUAACGCAAUGACGUUGAGAAAUGAUAUUGGUAACCUUCGGCUUCAAGCACAGACCGCUAGAGGACUGACAAUACUCGCGAACACUGGAAUUGUUACACUGGAUGCUACAAAUGAUGCAUCCUCUACAACAACAGGUGCAUUACAGGUUGCUGGUGGAUUAGGAGUCCAAGGCACAGUGUACAUGGGAAAAUAUGCUAUUAUAUCUACUACAGCGGCUGCUGCCUUUCAAAUAAACAAUGGAUCAUUCGGAUAUACAGCAACAGCAGGUCAAUGGGUAACAAAUUCAGUUGCUGGAGACUACAUCAUUCGAGCCUCCGCUAGUAAUUUGCGUAUCGGUACAAAUAAUGCAACGGCUUCGAAUUUGGAUAUUCUCUCAUCUGGGAAUGUUAUUAUCAAUAUGACAACUGAUGCUACUUCCUCAACAUCCGGCUCGUUCCAGGUGAAAGGCGGUGUAGGCAUCGCUAAAUCACUGUACGUUGGAGGGGAUGUAUACACAAACGGAGUGAAAGUAGCCACGGAAUCCUUUGUAACAACAGGAUAUCAGCCCCUGAUUACACCUGCGAGUUCGCUUAACCUGAGCGGUUUAACGGUACAAAAUUCAAACACCAAUGCUUCAGCGAUCACACUAGGGAACACUAGUGCUGCACAGACAUGGAAUAUCCAUGUGGCUGGUUCUGCAAACUCGAAUCUGCUAACUGGAACACUCGGUUUCUACUCUUCCCUUCAAGAUAAGGGGUAUGUUUUCCAAAUUGACCCAUCAGGUAAUACGGUCAUGAGUGGCGGCCUAGGAGUAUCAACUGAUGCAUAUAUUGGUGGAAUGGCUUACAUUGGUGGUAUUGAAGUUGCAACUCAGAAAUUUGUAAUUGAUAACACCGCUCCAAUAAGUCAAUCCUUGUCUUCAUUGACAACCACAGUUAAUAAUAACAAUAAUACCGUUACUACUGCACUCGCAUCGAAGCAAACAAUGAACAGUGCUACCAACUCCAUCUAUAGUAUGACGGUACAACCUGAUAGUUGGCUAUAUUCUUCUGCUGGAACUACGUUCGAGAAUGUUACUUCCACUCAAGUGAAAGGCAUCCUCGAUAUAGCAACCAACGCUAAUGUGAAUACACUCCUUUCUGGUAAACAGAACAACAUAACUACAUCAACUAAUUUGAGUCUUGCCUCAGUUACGGCUAGUGGUUAUGUAACAGUAAUUAAUGGUGCCAAUCCAACAUAUAUGUCCCUGGUCAACACUUCGUCAAAUAUCACUUGGGGUCUUCGAGUAGCAGGUUCAACAGCCGAUGGCUCUAACCCUGCAGGUGGGUUCGGAAUCAACUGUUCAUACAACAACAUCGGCUAUGUCUUCAAAAUUUCCAACACCGGUAUUACACAGAUAACAAAUACCUCACAAUCGACUAGUUCAACUACAGGAGCACUUCUAGUAAGCGGGGGUUUAGGUGUUGCAAAGGACUUAUAUGCGGGAGGAAAUGUGAUUAGUAGCACCUCUGUGGAUGCUCCAAACUGGGUGCAAUCUAGAAACGUUUCGUCUGGCGUUAAUGCCUAUUCAGCCGUUGGUUGUGCCAAUGAUAGCGGAAAUGGAGCCUUACUCUUUCUCAACUCUUCUACAAGGACUGCUGAUGGCUCGUCGAAUAACGCUACACUUAGGAAUGACUGCGGGGACAUGAACAUCCAAGGAAAAUCAGGUCUCGGAUUGGGUCUACGGAUUGUAUCCAUUUCAAAUGAAGUGAAAGUCUUGACCGCUACAGACUCCUCAUCUGUGACAUCAGGAGCCUUGCAGGUAUCUGGGGGUGUUGGAAUUGCGAAGACUCUGUGGGUUGGUAAUAAGGUAACCAGUGGAAAAGGGACUGGCUAUGGUUUUGGAUGGGGUAGCAUCGGUGGAAAUGUCAAUACUGGUGACAUGACAUUCUUCUCCCCAUCUUCGAAUGGCCAAGCCUUCUUCAACGAUCAGAUUAACGAUGUCUGCCUGUGGGCAUGGAAUACUAACCUGAGAUUUGGUGUUACAAAUAGUUCAUCUCAACUAGAUAUUCUCUCAUCUGGGAAUGUCGUUAUCAAUACAACCACAGAUGCUUCAUCCUCAAUCACAGGUGCAUUCCAAGUAAGGGGAGGUGUUGGAAUAUCUAAGAAUCUCUACUGUGGAGGGAGUCUGUACUCCAAUAAUCUGAAAGUUGCAACCGAGAGUUAUGUAGGGGCAGCCAUUGCUUCAAAACAGACAUCGAGUCCGCUCCUAGAUUCCAUUAGUGGAGUCACACUAUCUGCAAAUUCUUUCAUUUUAGGGAGUUCUGCAACGACAUUCGCGGUGAAAACUCCUGAAGAGGUGAAGACAAUAUUAGGCAUUACAAAUGUCGAUCUCUCAGUGAAGCAAAAUGCAUCACCCUUACUCUCUACUCUCGCUGCGAUGUCACCAAUGAGCAAUAUGUUUCUCAUGGGAGAUGAUGUCCAAGGAUUCACUCUCGCAAAUGACAUCGCUGUGCGAAGUAUUUUAAACAUUGUUGACUAUGCCCCCAGCAUAUCAGCACUGCAAACAUCGAAACAAGAUUUACUCACACCUACCAGCAAUCUGUCGGUAAAUACAAUUCUUGCUAAUGAUACAUCCGAGGCAACAACCGUAUCAAGUGGGGCUCUACAGGUUAAAGGAGGAAUAGGGGUUUCUAAAAGUAUCUUCUCAGGUGGAAACAUUACUGGAAAAGUUCUUAUAGCAGCCUCUACAGGUGGAUAUUUCAAGUUGAGAAGCGACACUCCCUCUACGAAAGGAGACUAUACUAUUUCCUACAACAACUCCAGAGAUGCCCUUCACGUCCACCUCGCCAGCUCGUCUGAUAGCGUAGACCAACGUCGUUAUGAAUUCGGUCAUUAUUCCAGUGAUACCUUUGGAACAUGGAAUAGCCGAUUCUCGGUUAACACCUACACCGGAGACCUCAUCUCAUCCGGUAAUCUAACUAUCGGUUUGCCACUUAACGGGCUACGGGCUAUUAUUCUUAAAAACCUCGACUCUGGUAGCAAUAGUUGUGCCAUCCAAUACUUCCAGAAUGCAGCAGGUUCUGCUGUUAUGUUUUUGAAUGGAAACAACCGGAGUGUCGAUGGAGGUCAAAACGCGAUGACGUUGAGAAAUGAUAUUGGAAAUCUUCGGCUCCAAGCACAGACUGCUAAAGGACUAAUGAUACAGGCAAACACCGGAAAUGUCACAAUUGAUUCUACAACACCAGCAUUGAGUUCUUCCACAGGAGCAUUGGUCAUUUCAGGAGGUGUCGCGGUUGCUGCACAUGUUGUUGCAGGAGGGAAUCUGUAUUCGAACGGUGCUGUCUAUAGCAAUGGUCAGGUUUGUGCUACUCAACCAUGGGUUGCCAGUCAAACAUUUCUAAGAAAUGUUCAAGUUAUCAAACUUUUGACUAAAGACGUGUGGCAAUCCAACAAUGCCUCGAAGGUCUUCUAUGUUUCGACACCUGGCAAGGUACUUAUGGAGUGGACGCUCAACCUCCAUGGCACAGCAAACUCAAAUGGUACAUUGUCAAUAUUUCUUGGCCAAAGUGCUGGGUCGAUGCCUCUUGUGUACUCGAGCGACUUUAACUUUAAUUCGGGAGUCAAUCGUACAAUCACAGCAGCCUUUGUUGUUACAGGGAUGUCCGAUAACGUUGCUUACUUCACAAAUUUUAGUAUCAGUCAGGCUGCUCCCGAUAACACAACUGAUGUUACCCUCAUUAAAAUCACUGAACUCGGACAAUAG
Messenger RNA from Spizellomyces punctatus DAOM BR117, 6420 nucleotides. RefSeq lists its product as uncharacterized. The record is from RefSeq and is a predicted model, not a curated record. The coding region runs from base 1 to 6420 and encodes 2139 amino acids. The transcript has 2 exons. NCBI's taxonomy places the organism in Eukaryota, Fungi, Chytridiomycota, Chytridiomycetes, Spizellomycetales, Spizellomycetaceae.